Messenger RNA from Durio zibethinus, 1264 nucleotides. RefSeq names its product protein OS-9 homolog. Gene Ontology annotation, cellular component: endoplasmic reticulum lumen. NCBI's taxonomy places the organism in Eukaryota, Viridiplantae, Streptophyta, Magnoliopsida, Malvales, Malvaceae. Gene Ontology annotation, biological process: retrograde protein transport, ER to cytosol; endoplasmic reticulum unfolded protein response; ERAD pathway. The record is from RefSeq and is a predicted model, not a curated record.
CUUGGGCUUAAGCUUUUGGGACAAACAAAACCAUUGGUUAGGUUUCAGUUCCAGCCCGUUUUCCCAUUGUCACCUCUAUUCAUGACGUGGAGGUAUAUUAUUGGCCAACCAUCGUAGCGUUGUGUCACUUAAACCGCACUGGAAACAGACUUCGACCCACCUUCUUCUCCUUUCGAGUAUUUUUGCUUUUUCUUUUGAGCAGGGUUCAAGUUAUUGUUUAUGUAAGGCUAGCAUCUAUAAGAAAAAAAAAAAAAAAGAAUAUGAGAUUAUUUAUUAGCCUGGUAGCAGUUUUAUGUUUCUUUUGCCGCAAUGUCUUAGCUGAUCAGAUUUUCCCAUCUCAUGUAGCUGGCACAUUUGGCCGAAGUUCCCGUGAACCAAAGUACAAGAUUGAGUUCCAUACAGAAGACUCGCCCUACCAUCCUGAUGAUGAUCAGGAAUCUGUUGUCAUGCCUAAUAAAGAUGGAAAGAAUUUUUUAUGUUUCUUGCCUAAGGUGGAGAAAGCCAAAAGUGGAAAGCCAUUUACUCAUCAAAACACUAGUAGCAUGAUUAUGGAAACUGAGAAACGGGUUAAACUGCAGACGCCAGAUGAACUACUGGAAGUACUGAAAGAUCGAUGCUUUAUCAGACAAGAGGGUUGGUGGUCCUAUGAAUUUUGCUAUCAAAAGCAGUUACGGCAACUACAUUUGGAAGACGAUAAGGUGGUUCAGGAGUUUGUCUUGGGUGUAUAUGAUGAAGAGGCAACUGCUGCCUUUAACCAGAAUCUCUCUGACGUCUCCACGUUAAAAGAUCCUCGUUCAAAAGAUGCAUCACAAAGGUAUCAUGCUCAUCAAUAUACAAAUGGAACCGUAUGUGAUCUUACUAAUCAGCCCCGAGAAACUGAGGUGAGAUUUGUCUGCUCGGAGCCAAGAGCAAUGAUUAGUUCAAUUACGGAGUUAUCCACCUGCAAGUAUGCACUUACUAUCCAAUGCCCCAUGCUAUGCAAACACCCAUUAUUCCAAGAAGAGAAACCGGUGUGGCACAUCAUUAACUGCAAUGUGAUUCCAAAGGAUUACUAGAAUACCAAGGUUGAUGACCCACAUAUCACUAUGAUCAUGGAAUCAGAAGAUUAAUCUAGUUAUGAUUCAAGAGAAUAAAUGUUGUAAAUUUUCAUACGCUUUUUCGUCGUACAUUUCAGAGAUAAGCCUUGUAGAAGUAAAAAAAUUUCAUUGUCAAAUUAAGGUUUUUUAUAAGAAAUAUAGAGAAAAUGAAAAAUUCACUAAUCCAA